AGUCAGAGUGCACUUGCACCGCUCCUCCCUGCGCCCUCCUCCGCACGACCCUCCCACCAACCCGGGACUGGAGUCACGUGUCUCGCUUCUCUACCAGCCAACACCGCCACAAAUCAAACUCAGCCAACAGCAGUUCGCCCGAGAGAGCGAGAGCGAGAGCGAGAGCGAGAGGAAGAUGAGAAGCAGGGAGGUGUCCACUCCAUCACCGAUGAAGAGGCUUCAGUAGAGGACAGAUCCACAAUGUCUCCGCGAAGAGGAGGCUCUUGAUAAGCCUUUGAACCGGACCGCACGGGAGAUGAGCGGCACACUGCUUCGGAGUCUCGUUCUUGACCAGUCUGCCUGGCAGCCACUGGGCUCGGGGGGGCACAGGUUUUCGGCCGCGGCUUGAAGAAAAGUGCAUUUUUUGCGUGUGCGUGGUCUUCGCCAUGAGGGUUCUGGCAUCCAACGUGUUCGGGCUGCUCUUCCUAGGCGCCUUCGCCGGGGUUUUCUACGUGUGGAGCUCACUGGAGGACCGCUCGGAGCGACACAAACGGCGCUUCACGGUGCCUGGAGGUGGGUCGUUCUCCCCCGAAGUCCCUGUGGGUCUUUCGGCGAAAACUUUCCGGACUCUGCUCGCCGUCCCGGCGGCGCGCAGAACCCAAGUCACGGCUCACGAGGCAAGUGAGAACCCGGCGGGAAGUGGCCGUGACCACGUGAAUGGGAAUAAGUCGACUGCACAGUGGGGGUCGGUCAAGUUGGACUCCCCCGUGGAGGAGGGCAUAUUUUGGAGCGCCUGGCUGGAAGAUCUACUCCCGGUGGGCUUCGCGGAGGACUACGCCCGGGCUUGGCGAGACAGGGCGAGGGCGGCGCGGGUCUUGCGGCUGGAGCCGGGAUGCGGCAGAGCAUCCAAUCAGCUCGCCACUUUCGCGGAUGGCUCCAAAGCGUGUGUGCGCUACGGGAUCAACGCGGAUCAGGUGCAAGGUGAAACUCUGACCUACUACCUCGCUUGCUUGCUGGGCCUCACCAACGUACCCCCUCUGGUGCUGUCCCAGCUGAGCGUCGACAGUGAGCAAUGGGGGGCGGUGAGGACGCGCGUCGGCGGGUUACAAUGGAGCGACCACGCCGUGGUUUCUCUCACCGAGUGGGUCUCCAACCUGAGCGGGGUCGUCACACCUGCUCCGCUACGACAGGAGAGCAGCGGGCUGCGCCCCGAGCUCCGGAACGAGGCCACGGCGGAGCUCUUGGAACUCAUGCAGUGGAGCGACCUGAUCGUGUUCGACUACAUGUCGGCCAACUUUGACCGGCUGGUGAGCAAUCUGUUCAGCCUGCAGUGGGACGCGCGCGUCAUGGAGAGGGACACCAACAAUCUCCUGAAAACGCCCCGCGGGGAUCUGGUCUUUAUCGAUAACGAGGCCGGGUUGGUGCACGGCUUCCGGGUGUUGAGCAUGUGGGAGCGAUAUCACCAGACGGUGCUGGGCUCCGUGUGCGUGUUCAGGAAGAGGACCGCGCAGCGCGUGGCCGAGCUCCACCAGCGCAGAGACUCCAGGAGAAGGCUCCUGGAGCUCUACACAGACAGCGAGCCUUUGGCAGCCAAACUGGGCUUUCUCUCGGACGAGCACGCCGCUGUCCUCCAGGACAGGAUAGACAGCGUGCACAAACAUAUUCUACGCUGCAAAGAGAGCUACGGCCAACUAUGAGCAUCCGAGAUGUGCGAUUGUCUCGAAUAUCCAACUGAACUACCUCCUCGGGAUGCCAGUUUAACCCCUGCUGAUUGACUGCACACUAUGAAUCCCACUUUGUACGCUACACUUGGUUAGAGUUGACUGCGUGAGGCGACAUAUUGCCUCAUGCUCUAUGUGUGUUUGGAUUGUUGCCUUAGUGUUUAGCAUUCAAUAUUUAAUACUUUAUUUCUGGUAACAUCCAGCCGCUUUUAGGGAAAAUCUUUUUGCACAAUCAGUUGUCAUAUAGGCAGCUUUCAUUUUUGUUCCGCCUUAAAAGUGUAAUAUUUCCAUUGUACAUGUUGUAAAUAUUGUUCACCAACUUGCUUUGGCAAGUCCACUAAUUUAAUGUGCAUUGUAACAUUCCAAAAUAUCUUGUUCCUUCCCCACUUUUUAAAUAUACACUAAUUUAUGUUAAAACACUCUGUGCUGUUUAACUGUUUUUAUGGCGCGUCAAACAUUUACCAGCCUGCUUUCAUUGUGUUGUAUAAAUGCGUGGUACUGGCAUGAAUGUUCCCUCUGAGCCAUCCCGUCAGCCAAAGGCCCGCUACAACGGGAAAAUGCUAAUCCUUUAUAAUCUUACCAGGAAUUAUGAAGGAGGAGACGAGUGACAUCAUUUGACACAUUUGCAAAAGGCUUCGCUGUUUCCUAGCUAAAUUGAAAUUAGUUCUCAUCUCCGUUUUGCAUCUGAAUCAAGGACUUCAUUAAUUAGGUUCUUCUGUUCAGUUAAAGAGUAAAAAAAAAAAAAAAAAAAAAACUCCCUUUGUGGGAGAAUACGUUCCUGAGAGGCUAAUUAAUUCAUGCUUUUCUCUCAGUGGAGGGCUUUGUUUACCGUUUUUAAAAUGUUAAAUUUGAACUGUGAAGUGUAUUCAAAGCACCUGAGUGCCUGAAGGUCACUAUUAUUUCUUCAGGCUUUCAUUACAGCAACGCAAGUGUUUUUUUUUUUUUCACCAUCUUAAAAAGGCUCAUUCUUGAUUAGUUCCAUAACAGAUUGGACUUCUCUGAUCUUCAGAGAGAAAACCAGUGAUAUACUUACUGUAUGUUUGGAAAGUCAUAUUUUAAGCCUCUCGCUAUUCUGCAGCUGGUUUCUUUCACUACUUCUGUAUGUUCAGCCAACUCCAGGCAAGGCUCAUCACAAUUUGUGCAGCUCUGUAUUAGGGUAUGAGGGUUAGCAUGUCUCGUUUGAACAGUGACUUAGCUCGUCAUUUCUAUGCUUGGGGCACGUGCAAGUGAUUUGUGGUUUCGUCUGGUGGGUCACAAUGGCAGCAAUGCAGUGCAUAGGGUUAAGCAGGUAUAUAAUAAGCAUUUUCCCCCAGAGUAACCACCUGCUUCAGCGGCUUAGUAGAUCAAUAAGUGCAAUAACAGUGGAGAAAGGAGGUCAAGGUAAUGCGUUGGGCGCUGGUUCUACAGUUAAUAUGCCGACUUGAGUUUCACUGGAAGGGGGGAGGGAUGGGGGGUUCCGUGGACUGUGCGUGCAGCUGGGCACCUUCUAAGCAUGCCUGUUCAUGCUGAAGCCUCCAAAGAGAUUUAUGAUGGGUUGCAGACACCAGGGAUUCAACACAAUGUGGAACUGCGGUCUGCAUGUGUAAACCAGACUCACAACCCUCCUGCCUUCUCUGCCUUUCCCGAUUUGCCUCACAUCUUGCCGUUCCAGCUACGCGUCUGUUUCCACUGUUCACAUCAAUGUCCACUUAAUUUGUCAGAUAAACAAACAUCAUAUUUUUGUAAUUACUUUUAGAAAAUAUGCUCACUUUAUGAAUCACAUCCAGCAUGGACUUUUUAUACAUUACUCACACUUUCUGCUUGGUUUGUUUUGGAUAACAAUGCAAAGUUUUUUAAGUCUACAACCAAUUUAUUCUCUUUCACAGGCGACUCAGUCCUGUAUGACACAGUCCAAUGAAUUAAACUUUUCCUAUAGCUCAUGACACUAAAGCAGUGAUACUUAAUUACACCCUUAGAAAUGCCAGUGUGCUGUGGUUCUCGUCACAUGUGGUACUUUUGUGUGUGAGUACAAAGAGCCGCCUGCCCAGACGGUCAUGCGGCUUGGGGCCCGCUGCAGGCCCCAGCACAGAUCUGCAGGUACUUCAACUGAUCUUCCUCUUAUUUGUGCACAUUGCAAACAUUCCAGAGGAGCAGAGGGAGGAUCAUCUCCAUGGACACGCACACGCAUGCAGCACUUUCUCCAACAGGAAAAUGGAACAGGAACCAGCUGUGUACACAGGCUGUCUUUAAUGUCGAAGGAUUUAACCCUCAUCACGUUUUCCCCUCACUUUUUACAAGUUCCACCAGAAUGCAAUUGUUGGUUUGAAUAUGAAUACUGACAACAUUGACUUAUUAGUUUGAACAAUAACCAAGCUAACCAUAUUUUAGGCAUAAAAAAUAUACAAAAAGGACAGGUUAAAAAAAAAGGUGUAGGUGUUUUGCCAUAAAGCAAAUGAUUAAAACUCAGGGUGUCUCCCUCCUCAGUUGACUCGCCAUGUGUGAGUGGAUAGACAUAACUGGCAUUCUUUAAAGGCGACAUAGUGCAUGGGGACUUCCUGAGCAUGGCUGAAUGAUUUCAUUAUAAAACACAGCACAUAGGGGGAGAGUCACUUAGUCACAGCUGAGUGGAUACCGUCCAUAAAGGGUCAAUCGUGGGGGGGCUGGGGCAACGACUAGAGGGGCUUUCACAUUGUGGGCUGGACAUCCAGGCGCUGGUCUGCUGGGAGAGCUGGCACAA
Phyllopteryx taeniolatus (common seadragon) is the source of this 4416-nucleotide messenger RNA. RefSeq names its product four-jointed box kinase 1 (gene fjx1). The transcript has a single exon. The record is from RefSeq and is a predicted model, not a curated record. NCBI's taxonomy places the organism in Eukaryota, Metazoa, Chordata, Actinopteri, Syngnathiformes, Syngnathidae. Gene Ontology annotation, biological process: cell-cell signaling. The coding region runs from base 426 to 1676 and encodes 416 amino acids.